Molecule: messenger RNA, 7303 nt
Organism: Peromyscus californicus insignis
Lineage: Eukaryota; Metazoa; Chordata; Mammalia; Rodentia; Cricetidae
Gene: Capns2
Product: calpain small subunit 2
Exons: 1
Coding region: 262-1008 (248 amino acids)
Molecular function (GO): calcium ion binding
Source: RefSeq, a predicted model, not a curated record
UAGUAUUCUAAUGUGGACUAUCUAAAGACGUGGAAAAAUAACUUCAUUGAGGCCCGUGAAAAUAGGGCUGGUGCUAGGACCCAGCAGAACUCAGCCACUUUGGUUGGAGAUGAAACAUCUCCUCAUGGGUGUGGUGCAGUUUUAAGCAGGUACAGAAAAGCCAGUUCUUCCACAUGUGCGCUACUCUGAGGCUAUUGCAGUUCUCUCCGAACCAUCUCCAGGAUUUUAGCCGCUUUCACACCUGCUCGCUAACCCGCAGGCAUGUUUCUGGCAAAGGCGAUCCUGGAAGGGGCAGAUCGGGGUCUGGGGGGGGCUCUCGGAGGCCUUCUUGGAGGAGGUGCUCAGGGAAGAGGAGGCGGAGGCAACAUCGGGGGGAUCAUUGGAGGAAUUGUCAAUUUUAUCAGCGAGGCUGCUGCUGCGCAGUAUACCCCCGAGCCGCCUCCCCCGCAGCAGCGGCAUUUUACCACUGUGGAGGCCUCGGAAAGUGAGGAAGUCAGGCGGUUUCGGCAGCAGUUUGCACAGCUGGCUGGACCCGACAUGGAGGUGGGUGCCAAGGACCUGAUGAAUAUUCUCAACAAAGUCCUUUCCAAGCACAAGGAUCUGAAGACCGAUGGCUUCAGCCUUGACACCUGCAGGAGCAUUGUGUCGGUCAUGGACAGUGACACCACGGGGAAGCUGGGCUUUGAGGAGUUUAAGUACCUGUGGAACAACAUCAAGAAAUGGCAGUGUGUUUUUAAGCAGUAUGACAGCGGCCAUUCUGGCUCUCUCCGAAGCUCCCAGCUGCGCAGUGCUGUGCAGGCUGCAGGCUUCCAGCUAAAUGAGCAGCUCUACCUAAUGAUUGUCCGUCGGUAUGCUGAUGAGGAUGGCAGUAUGGAUUUCAACAACUUCAUCUGCUGCCUGGUCCGUCUGGAUGCCAUGUUUCGCGCUUUCAAGUCUCUGGAUCGCGAUGCGGACGGCCUGAUUCAGGUGUCCAUCCGAGAAUGGCUGCAGCUGACCAUGUAUUCCUGAAGUGGAUAGAGAGAGACAGAGACCCUCCGUGGAGGACAGGACUGCAGAAAGCCUUGCUGUGUGAGCCAAAGCUCAUAUUGCACCCAACAGCUACCAUUUCUGGGGGUUGGGGAGGGGAGGCGCUCUUUUAUAAUGCUGCAUAUUCCUGAUCGUCUACACUAUAGUGCUUAAUUAAAACUAAUUUUGGACAAAAAGUGUUCUGAGUGGUUUGUAUAUUGGGUUUUUUUUUUUGAGAGGUGAUAUGUAGAGACAUGUACAUGUGAUGAGGAGGUACUGUUGACUUAUUGGUUAUUACUUAUUGGUGAAUGGAUUAACAUUGUUUAUGAUCAUGGACUAAAUCAAGAAAGCAUCAGGAGGUAGGAUUUUUUUUCCCCCUUUGAAAAGCUGAGAGGGAAAGAUUAAAGACUGUCCUACGCAUAAUUUCACAUCUGGUCUUUAUAUUAUAAAGAAGUGUACUUUCCAGAGAACUUACUUUAUUGUAUAGCGAUAGGUUCAAAAAUGUAAGAUUAAGCAAUUUUAUUCAGGGGUAUCAUUUUAUAAAAGAUAUUGAGCACCUACCUAGAAGUCUAGAGUCCUUUGGCUGUUUUCUAGUAAGACCAACAGAGCAGCUUUCUGUUAGUGUUUGUAAAGAGUCGAGGGUCUUGAGGAGUAAAAAGGUAUUCCGGUUGCUCAAAACGUCUUUAGCCAUCUUAAUGAAUCAAAAUGAUCACCCUUAUGUUUACUUCAUACAAAAUCAGGCGCACCCAGGUGAUGGUAGCCAGCUCUUGUCCCGUCUUGCCCUACCUUAGAGCAAGGAAAAUUCUUUCGCUUAUCUUUGGAAACGACAGGCAGGGAGAAAAAAAAAAAAAGGAAUAGGAAAAACACAUAAUUAGCAGUCAGUGAAGUGGAAUGUGGAGCAGCGUAGACAGCAAAUGUUGCCGACUUUUAUUGCGGUGGUUGGAGGUCCUGGCUGCAGUUUAGCCUUGCAGGGGGAGUCCUUUAGCAACGAGUGACUGACUCCUCCUCCAGAUGAAGUGAGUCUCUUCUAAACCCUCUUCUUUAAGCUCCUCAGGUCAUGCUAAUGCCAGGCUGACAGUCCUAAGCGCUUUAGAUCAUGCCUGUCUCCCCGUGUUUUUCAAAUCUGUCUCAGCCAGAACUGCCAAGCAGGUGAGUCAGUGCCACCUCCAUUCAAGAAAAAGAAGACAGGAAUAGUGAGAACCUGCCACCCUACUGCUGAGUUAACCAGCCUUUCUGGUGUAUAACUCUUAACCUGGCUUUAUUGUUUUGGUACGAGCUGUUUGUUACAACUAAGCCAGCCAAACCCAGGACCCUCGCGAGGCUUGGUUGCAAGUCUUUGUUCACCCACACCCCAGUCUUCAGUGUUUUCCACUCUCUGCUGGGUUUGGUGCAUUCUUUCCAUCCUGGGCUGCUUUGGAGAGUCCUUCUGAGAUCAAAACUAAUUUAGAAGAAAGUUGUAACUAUGGAAACGGUGUUGCUGGCCCCUUAGGAGGUCUGGAGCUCCCUUCAGAAAGCCCCAGUGAUGUUGGGAGAGGUUGGCAUUGAGCCUCUGUGUGCACCAUCACCACCAUCAUAUAGUAUUUAGGAACUACCACACACAUAAUUCUGAGCCAAGCACAGAGAUCACAUCUACUUUCUUAAAGGAACUUGUAAUUUAACUUGGUCUGAUAGUCUGCUUAGACCAGCUGUGGGUAUAUAAGCACGAGGCUGCUGCCAGCAACCACAUACUCAUACCAGCCUCACUAUUGUAGAAUAAAUCCAGGAAUACAUCAGACACGGGAGCAGGAGAGUAGCCAGGAAAGAGAAAACUGCCAAGAUGUCUAUCGGGACUCUCAGAAUAUGUUUCUAAUUUGAUUUCCACAUUGUGGUUGUGGAAAGGACAAUGAAGAGCUUGUAUUUUUCCCUCCAAAUUUCAUCAUAAAUGUUUUAUGCAAGUUAAGGCUGUCAUCGCUACUAGAAGUGGCAUUAAGUAUUUCCCUCAUUCCUCCAGCUAAGAGAAUACCUAUUUCAUGAUUCUCCUCCAACGUGUGCAUGAAAAACAUCCAGAAGCCACCUAAGUUUCUCUUCUGUUGUUUUCUACAUUCAUAUAAAAUUUAUCUAAAUUACCUCAGUCACCAUUGUAGAUACUAGAAGAUUUAGUCCAAACUCAAGAUUGUCCUAAGUAGGAAAGUCUUAGGCUAUUGUAUAGGACAACAGUUCAAACAGUGACUGAGUUUCUAAGUUUUCAUUCAAUAUUUAUUAUUUAAAACUUCAUUUUCAAGGUUAGAGAACAUAUUAGUUUGCAACUUCAAAAAAUGUACUGUGUUCCUGGGCAUGGAGUCACAUGUCUAUGAUCAUCACACUUGGGACAAAGGCCUGGGGGUCAGGAGUUCAAGUCAAGCCUUGACUAUGUAGUUAGUGAGCUUGAGACCAGCCUUGGUUACAUAAGACCCUCUCUCAAUCUCUAUAGCCCCCAUGCAAAAAUUAUCCAUUUCUAUAUGGAAAAGUACUUAUAGCCUAUGACGAAGGCUUUUGAUUCAUCCACUCUACUGUCAGUGAAUGUCUAACAUUAAAGAAUACAGUCCAGGCGGUAAACUGAGAAUGAGAAAGAGAAGAAUAUAUGAAAUAGUGCUAUCUGUAGAUUUACAUUUCAAAAAACUGCAUAUAACUUUGAAAAUACCUUUAUCUUAAUUGUAUCCACUAAGUUCUAUAACCUAUAAAAGCACAGAAAGGAAACAUGUACUGUUUAUCUGAAAGCAAGAAACUUCUAGAAAACAUCCACAAUGUGUAUGUCAUCUUGAAGGUCACUUUAGGAAUAUGUUUUAGUUUUAAAGCUUUAUCUUCAGAGCAACCCUGUUCCUGAAUGUGAAUUGAUCUUGAAGAAUGUCAGAAUUACCAUUUGAAAGUGCUCACAAAAUGCUAAGUAUAUUAAAAUAGUUUAAUUACAGUAAAAAUUGGUAGUAUUCUAAUAUAUGUGGUAGAAAUAUACUCUCAGUUGGAAUACCCACAUAAUUGGGAUACCUUUCCUUGCCUGUUUUGAUUACUGAGACAAACAAUAAUAGUGUUCCUCAGGGUACAAUGUGUCUUCACAGAUGGAGACUUAUAUUUUAUGGCAAUGUUUUGAAUGUUACUCUGAGAAUAUUGGUUAUCUCUCAUUCCCAAAGAUGAUAUCAAUUAUAACACAACAAAAAGAAAAAGAAAAAUCAUCCUUGGGAACUAACCCUUGUAAAAUGUAUUCAAAAUCGUAUCCUUAAAUCUUAUAAAAUCUUGUAGAAGACUCAAAACCUUAUAAAAUAUCUGAUUCUGAUUGACAAAAUACAUUAAGUUCUGAAACAGCCUCAAAGAACUGAUGCCUGAGAAUCAGGCCAUUUAUUUUUCCUGAGAUUUUUUGAAAUUUAUUUUUAUGUGUAUGGAUGUUCUGCUGUAUGACUAUGCACCAUUUGUGUGCAGUACCUGCAGAGGCCAGAAGAGGGCAUCAGAUCCCCUUAGACCGGAGUUAUGGAUGGUUGUUAGCUGCCACAUGGGUGCUGGAAAUUGAAACUGGGUCCUCUGGAAGAGCAGCCAGUGCUCUUAACUACAGAGUAGUCUCUCUAGGCCCACUCCUGAGAUUUUAAACAGCUAAUACAAGGACAAGUCACCUAGGUUUCCCAUUGCUCCUAGAAGCCAAGGCAGGAGGUGAAAGGUGCUGGUUGCAGGACUCACUAUACGUCCUUCCACACUUUUUUCUGACCCUGCUGACCUCCAGGAAAGGGAUGAAGUCCACAGCUGGAGCUCACUGAAGCUUGGCCAUGCUUCUUUUUGCAGUGACUUGGUGUAACUCCUCAGUGCCAACUCUGGACUAUUCCUCAGCUCUGCCUUGGCAAAGGAUGUGGAGAAAUGACUAGGACUUUCCAUUGAAAGGUUUAUUUCUUCAUUUAAAUGUAGCUAUGAAAAAAAUUUAAGACCAGGUGCUAUUAUUAAGUUUAUAAUUCUUCCUAGGGAAGUUUUAAGGAAACUACCAUAGAUUUAUGGAACAAUAUUUUUAAAAUCACAGAACUGAUUCAAAAAUAUGAAAAUUAAAAAGAAUGUAUGUUGUUAUAUAACUCUUUGUACAUUUAAAAAUAUACUUCAUCAAACUGUUAGAUGUGAAUGAUUGAUAGUCAAACUACUUAAAUUUAAUUGCAGUUAUAGAAAUGGUGAGUUUUAUUAACUUGAAAUGAAAUGCAUGUCUUGGUUUCAUUAGUGGUUUCUACAGUUUCUUCCAGUUCUAAAUUUUAUUAUACUGAUUUAGAAGCCUCAGUAGUAUGUUAUUAAUCCAAUAAAGUAAUCUCUGCAAGUAAUUUCUAUAUUGAUUUUUCCUCCUUUACAUUACUAGAAAGAAAAAUUACAUAGUCUUUCUCAUGUGAGUCAAGGGUCUGCCAUUAUGUAAUCAUAUCAAUAAAAAACAUGUCCAUUGAAGAACGCUUAGCCAUCAUAUACUAAUGUAAAUUUGGGCACUAACACUUUGCCCUGUUUCUCGUGGUAAUAGGAAGGGUCUGUUGCAUUUUCAUUUCUGCAAAAAGAGUUGGGGUGCUUGACUUGUGUUCCACACAGGGUUGAUGGUGUAGUGAGGACUGCUCAUUCACGACUCCUGUAUUGCUCAGGGAAAGUCAACUGCAUAGGAAGCUUACCAAUGUAAAGCAAAUUUGCUAUAAUUCAGUAAGCUUAUCGGUAUCUAAGGCUCAUGAAAAACCACUGUGUUCAGUAUGUAAAGAAUUAAAUUGUGAUGGUACAGGAAGCAUAUUGUGCUCCUUCAGAUGCUUCCAUGGUGGUGACAUACAGAUGUUCACUGUGGCAGUGACUACCUACCUGGUGUAUGUGAUUUCAGUCAGACACUUCAAGUAGGUGCAUCCAGCUGGAUAUAACUUUUACAGCAGUAAAGUUGAUUUUUAAAAAAUAGUUAUCCUCGAGAUGCUUUCUAGGCAAAUAGAGAAGUUGAAUGACUUUAGGUUUUGUCUUAGAAUAAACCCUAAUACUUGGGGGAAAUCUUAAAAUCUCUGUUUCUGCUUUUCUGGUGGAAACAUGAAAUUAAAUUAUUCCUUUUAAUUUCCGCCCUGCAGUAUGAUAAAGUAAUAUGAAGAAAGUGAUUUGACUUUUUGAGGUUUGGCUAUUGAGAGGCUGGUGAAAACCUCCCUAGAAAAUGUGCUUACAGAGAGCCACCCUCCAGGUCAGAGGCUUUUGUGGACACCCCCUUUCUCAAGUGCACCUGCUGGUUGUGUGAAGGUGAUGAUCCGUGCAUGAUGAUGCCACGUGUCCUUUGUGAACCUGUGAGAUGAAGUAUUGCCCCGGUCUUAUCCCUGGUGCACGGUUUGUCAGGAGUUUCCUCCCUUGAGCGUUGUGUUGCCGAAACGACUCUCCCAUCUGGGGUUCUCUCAUAGUCCUGGUCACCUCCCCCUCCUCCGUCUUCCUGUUUCACUCUCCAUCUCAUUUCCCCGUUUCCUCUUGUGUCUGUUCUCUGUUUCUUGUCCCUUGUGUUCUGACCUACCUCCUCUCUUCCUUUUUCUUCUCUAUUCGAGACAGGGUUUCAUCUUGUAGCCCUGGAUGUUCUAGAACUCACUCUGUAGAACACGCUGGCCUCAAACUCAGAGAUCCACCUGCCUCUGCCUCCUUAGUGCUGGGAUUAAAGGUGGGCACCACCAAGCCUCGUUCUUUUUUUCCUCUUUAUCGUAAACUCUCAUUCUCUUGGUAGUUAAGUUAUGUGCCAGCCUGCGUGGGAUCACUCAUCCUUUGUUCUCUGUUGUCCUGACACCCCUCCUGAACUGUAUCAUGCUUGUUGUGUUUGGUUUUCACUGACGCCAAAGUACAGGCACUUCUGGGACCACAGAUCCCCAAGGGGUUGUUGGGUCUGCCACAUCAGCUCCAAAUUAAGCCCAAAAACUAAAGAAUGCAGCUUGAUUAAUGCCUCAGUCUCUCUUUUUUCCUUCACUGGUGCUGGCCAUCUUGGCAGGACCAUUUUCACUGUGGACCCAAAGCUUCAUUUCCACUAAGGAUUAGAAUCCUAGUCCCUGUCUCCCUGAAGGGUCCUCAUCAAAGAAAGCAAUUCCAAACUUAGGCACCACAGUGAGUGUCGGUGGGUCGCGUUCCAUGGCCUCGGGGGUAAGCAUUUAUAGUUAUUAUUGGAUAUAGCAUGCUCUGCCUCCUGAACUGGCAAUGGGUAGCCCUCCCCUUGCUGUCGUUCUCGUCGGGAAGCUUCUCUCCACAGUGUCCCCGUGUGUGAUUCUGCAGUGCGACUCGGCGGGCUUGUGCUUCACCUGGUGUGACUAACGUUAAUCCAAUAACUGCCUUCCUAACUGAUGGCUGU